AUGGUGCACAAUCUCAUGUUCACCACGUCCAUCCUCCUAUGUCUGUCAUCUUUCAUCGGCAUGAUUGGCAAUCUCAUCGUCCUCUUUGCCUUCAUCAGCAAUGCGAUCCGAAACAAAGUGUUGCAGCCUUUGGACCGGAUCAUCAUCAACAUGGCUCUGGUGAACUUCCUUCUCUGCUGCUAUAAGAUCAUACCUGGCUUACUUGUUUAUACCAGUACCAAAGUUGUGGGUGAGCUGGGCUGCAGGAUACUUCUCUAUUCGUACCAUACAUUGAGGCUGGUCAGCAUCUGGUCUGUGGAGAACCUAAGUUUUCUUCAUCUCAUCAAGAUCCGAAGGCCCAACCUCCAGUGGUCAAAGUUCAUCCAUCGGCACCAGGGACGAUACGUCAACAGCACCCUUGCCGGUUGUUGGAUAUUCAGUAUCCUCUUACACAUUUCAUAUUUGCAGUAUGAGAGAACAGUAGCCAGGGACAAUGAAACUAUAAUUUUCCUGACAACUUCAACAUGCCUGGGAUGCGCAGAGAGUUUUGCCAUGAAGCUCACCACGUAUAUGUCCAUCACUGUGGACCUCAUCCUGGUUGUGUUAGUCAUUGUCCUCAACGGCUUCAUUAUUGACCUCCUCUAUAAGCACAACCGGAAGGUGGAAGUCACUACCUCAAUCGCCAGCAGCUGCUGGAACAAGCACACUGCCCAGGCCACAAAAGUCUUGCUGUCCUUGCUCUGCAUAUAUGUGGUCUGCUGGAUCUCCAAUGACAUGGUGUGGAUAGCCAUCAUGUCUGGGUACAUCAAGAGCAAUUUUGAGAACAGCAUCCUCAACGAACUCUAUGCAAUCCUGUCUUCUGUUUAUUACUCGGCCAGUUCAUACGUUGUGGUGUUUGGCUACAGAAAAGUCAGAGAGUACCUUAUUGAAUCCUGCUGGUGUUGCAGAUAUAAAAGAUCCACCAUGGUUCAAAGCAUGUCUUAG
Molecule: messenger RNA, 963 nt
Organism: Sceloporus undulatus (fence lizard)
Lineage: Eukaryota; Metazoa; Chordata; Lepidosauria; Squamata; Phrynosomatidae
Product: vomeronasal type-1 receptor 92-like
Exons: 1
Coding region: 1-963 (320 amino acids)
Biological process (GO): G protein-coupled receptor signaling pathway
Cellular component (GO): membrane
Molecular function (GO): pheromone receptor activity
Source: RefSeq, a predicted model, not a curated record